CUUUCUUGUACAAGGUGCAUCCACCGCAUCCACCAACCAUAUCCCAAAUUCCUCCCAUCUGCCAGAAGCUGUAUACUUCGCUUGCGAUCCUGCAAAUUACAAAAAACGCUAUCAAGCCUCACAAUAAUGCCAAGACAUACGCCCCGAUCUAGUCCAGGGUCGAGUACAACCCAGCGGGAUGAAGCGAAGGAACGGUCCACGAUGCUUCGCCAAAUUCCUGCAUACCAUGUAUGUGACAAACCAGCCUGGAUUUACAAACUAAUCAUGAAGGCUCUAUAUCCCACUGCUGGAAUAUGUAUAAAGCCUCAGGCAGUCUUCCCGCUGCAGCUUUCAACAUCCUUCUCCAAAGCUCAUCAACCGCACGUAUCGUUCAAGCAUGAAGUCGUCUUACAUCCAACUGCUCCUCGGAGCCUUCUCUACUUGCCUUGCAUCGCCCCAUCCAAAGAUCGGAGGGGAGACCAGCGCCGUAGCAUCGAAGGCUGCGCCAAAAUGGAUCAAAAUUGAUGAUACCGCGAGGAUCAACAACGUCAUCACUGUAACAUCAUCUUCGGGUGUUUCAGCCGCCAACGAUGGUCUUUACAUCGUGCGCCCAAGCGGUCAGAUCCAGCGUUACAUCAACAACGCUUGGACAACCGUCGACAAUUACGUGCAGACCUACCAGAUCGCCGGCGCUAACGGUAACCUUUGGCAGAGGCACCUCGAUGGUGGUACUUUCCGUUGGCUAGGUCAACCUGGAGAGUGGGAGUCGACGAGUGGUACGGACACGAGUGUCUACAACAUUGUUGCCGCGGGUGAUCAGCUCUUCGCACAACGAAAAGACGGCUCCGUCGCACGCUUGUUCGACGGCGCUUGGGUUACCAUCGACCAGCCACCCAUCACAGAUGGUUCCAGCUCAACUCAAAUCCUCUUCGACGAUGAUCUAACAAUGUGGAGUCGUCUCUACAACGGUACCAUCGUACGCACACCGUCGCCCUACAACGUCGGUCAAUGGAAAAUUGUCGAUAACACCUACUGUGCCAAGUUAGCCGUUGGAGGUAACAACGUUUACAGGUGGGAUAGUAGCGCAAACUCGGUUUUCAAGAUGAACACCACAGGAGGGUGGACUCUGAUCGGCAGCGACAGAGUACUCAACAAUAUCUAUGCGGUCGGAGACUAUCUGUACGUUGAGCUUCUGGACGGAAGUUACUCGCGGUACUCAGGAACACCAAUGGUUUGGGAGACGAUCGACCAGAGGGCUUCCAGAGGCGAGGUGGCUGGCGAUCGCCAGGGUGGCCUUUGGCGCUUGAUGGGUGGUGGUCAGAUUUGGGAGAUGGUGGUCUGAAGGCGAUGAGGCGCUUUCGUAACUACCUAGGUGGCUCGGGAUGUUAUUACUGUUUUUAGAGAAUACGUAUGCAUUCUUACUGGUAUCUCCAAAGCGUAAACCCCGUAUAGCAGCAGAUAUCAUCGCGGGGAUGUACAAAAUGAGAAAAUCAAG
Molecule: messenger RNA, 1474 nt
Organism: Alternaria rosae
Lineage: Eukaryota; Fungi; Ascomycota; Dothideomycetes; Pleosporales; Pleosporaceae
Exons: 1
Coding region: 377-1321 (314 amino acids)
Source: RefSeq, a predicted model, not a curated record